CGUCGUCUCUUGGAUCGGAAGCCAACCGUUCCCCCGAUGCUUAAGAAAUUAGUUAUUCAGAUAGCUUAGCUAGGAGGCUACUUACUGUGCUGUAUGUCUCUCUCAGUCUGAAAUUUUAAUGGCAACAGUGGAGGCGGCGGUCCGGCGAUACCUAGAAAGCGGCAAGCCGCCCGCGCUCCUCCCGGCGCUCUUCAAGCACUGCUGCCUCCUUCCCAAGGAAAACGCAUCGGCGGCUCUGGCCUCGCAGCUCCACGCCGACGCCUGUAAGCGCCCUCUCUCCGCCGCCGCAUCCAACUCCCUCCUCUCCUGCUACCUCCGCACCGCCCGCCACGACCUCGCCGUUGCCCACUUCCGAUGCCCAUCCACACCCAGGGACGACGUCACCUACAACACCCUCUUCGCCCACCUCCCGCCAUCACCGCCGGCCUCCUUCUUCGCCUCUCUCCGCUUCUUCCGCCCCAAUGUCGCCACGCUCCUCGCCCUUGUACGCGCCUCUUCCGAUUAUCCAACCGUCGUCCAUGCCUACCUCCUCAAGACGGCCUACAGCCACAUGGGUGGCACCACCCUCCAAAACUCCCUGCUCGCAAUGUACGCCGCCUUCGGUGACUCCCUCGCCGCAGCCACUCUGUUCGACGAAAUGCCAGACCGAGAUGUCGUGUCCUGGACAUCCAUGAUCGGGGCGUCCCUAGCAGGGGGGUCCGCGGAUCAAGCCCUGGGCCUCUUCAGGGAUAUGGUUGCUGACGGAACGCUGGAGCUCGAUGGGGUUGUCCUGGUCGUUGCUAUCCGUGCUUGUGCCAUGCUCGAGCAUGCCGCGCUCGGGAGCUCCCUGCACGCCGUCGCGGAACGCCGUGGGUUGCAAGGCGAUGAUGUCUUUGUCCCCAACUCACUCGUCGACAUGUAUGCCAAGUGUCAUGAUUUGCAUUCCGCAAGAAAGGUGUUCGACCUUAUGGCACAUAGGAAUGUGGUGUCCUGGAACAGCAUGCUGUCAGGGCUCGUGCACGCUGACCGCUGCGAAGAGGCACUAGAACUGGCUGCGUCUUCAUCCUUGCUGACGGGCAACGGCGAUGUUUAUUUUGAUGAGACAACGUUGGUGGUGCUCCUGCAGCUGUGCAAGAAGCUUGAUGGUCAGGCCAUGUGGUGCAGGUCAGUCCAUGCCACGGCUUUGAGGAGGCUCUUAUCGUUGUCAAGCAUGCCGCUGGUGAAUGCGUUGCUGGACACCUAUGCCAAGUGUGGCCUGCUCGACUACUCUCUCAGGCUCUUCGAAGGGAUGCGCGAGAAGAAUGUCGUCACCUGGAGCACCCUCAUUGCUGGUUGCGCUCACAAUGGCAGACCACAAGAGGCGAUGGCGUGCUACGUUGCAAUGAGGGAGGCCGGCGAGAUGCCCAACUCAAUCACCAUGUUGAGCCUCCUGGAAGCGUGUGCCUAUUGUGCAGAAAUGAGGGCGUCGAGAUGCGCCCAUGGCGUCGCAAUCAGGAGUGGACUAGCCUUAGAGCGGGACGUCAGCAAUGCUCUGGUGGACAUGUACGGCAAGUGCGGCGACAUUGCUGCGUCUACAAGUGUGUUCGACAUGAUGCCCAGCAAGGAUGUGCUCACCUGGAACUCAAUGAUCGGUGCUUUGGGGAUGAACGGCCGUACACUGGACGCACUUGCCAUCCUUGACAGGAUGGAGCGGGAAGAUGAAGGCGUAAACCCAAACGGCAUCACGAUGCUCACCGUGCUGUCGGCAUGCGCUCAUGGUGGGCUGGUCGAAGAGGGCAUGGCCUGCUUCGAGAGGAUGACCGCGACAUACUCGCUGCAGCCUCAGGUGGAACACCUGUCAUGCGUCGUUGACAUGCUUGCCCGUGUGGGGGACCUUGAAGGAGCGGUGAAGAUCAUCGAGGAGAGGAUGUCCACCACCAACAGUCCAGCAGCCUGGAGUGCGUUACUGAGCGCCUGCAGAAGCCACAGCGACUUCAAGGUAGGACGGGAUGCGGCGUCCCGUGUCCUGGAGCUGGAACCGGGCAACUCAGCAGGGUACCUGCUGUCCAUGAGCAUGCCAGGUGAGACGGCACGGAUGCGGUGGCUGAUGAGGGAGAGAGGAGUGAAGGUGACAAGCGGACACAGCGUGGUGUACAUAGGGCAGGAGGCACACAGGUUCGUGUCAUGGGAUGGAUGUCACCCGCAUAGAGCGCAGGUUUACUCCAUGCUACAUCUUGUGCAUCAACAAAUACUGCCACCUACACAUUCAAAUCACCGUCUUCAUCAUCUUAUCUUAUCAUGUACCAAUGCUACUGAUUAAUCGUCACAUUCAUCUGAAUCGUCGGACAUAUUAUACUACGUACCAAAGGCCCACGUAUGCUUAAUUAGUUUCAUCAUUGCCCUCAGCCUUGUGGCUUGGCACCUAUCAGCGUCGCUAGUCGUGGUCUUCAUAUAUAUCUGUAUAAUAUGAUUCUCUUGAGGUUUCCGGAGAACAAUGAAAGUCCACAGGCUGGUCCUGCAGGCAGCAGGAUAU
Brachypodium distachyon (stiff brome) is the source of this 2491-nucleotide messenger RNA. Its product is annotated as pentatricopeptide repeat-containing protein At2g17210. The record is from RefSeq and is a predicted model, not a curated record. Gene Ontology annotation, molecular function: RNA binding; protein binding. The transcript has 2 exons. Lineage: Eukaryota; Viridiplantae; Streptophyta; Magnoliopsida; Poales; Poaceae. Gene Ontology annotation, biological process: RNA modification. Bases 119 to 2278 code for a protein of 719 amino acids.